Molecule: messenger RNA, 179 nt
Organism: Chondrus crispus (carragheen)
Lineage: Eukaryota; Rhodophyta; Florideophyceae; Gigartinales; Gigartinaceae
Exons: 3
Source: RefSeq, a predicted model, not a curated record
AUGGACAAGCGGUUGCUGGUGGUGCAGUUGACACUCUGCGCCUGCGAGGCCCUGGGUUCGAUUCCCGCCCGGUGCCCAACUUGGUUGCGUGCCCAAGUUGGUUGAGCCACUUGGGCACCCAACCAAGUUGGCCCGGGCAAAAUUCGUAGCUUACCUAGUUACUUAGUUACUUUCUUUUU